UUUGAUUUUGUCAUAUAAUAGGUGAAUUCUUAUAUAAAGAGCAGAGCUAGAUUUUUUAUGUAGGAUUUUAUUUUCCUUAUUUAUCAGAAUUGACAUUGAUUGAGUUCUAUUAUGAAAACUUGAACUGAAACUCAAUAUUUGAUUUGAUUGCAAACAUCUUGGAUUCUAUUAAAGAUAACGAUUAUAUUAGUUUGGUUACAUAUGUAUAAGAUUUGCUCUCUAAUUAACUCCUUUGAAAAUAACACGUCAUCCAAGAUUUGCUCUCUAAUUAAUUCCGUUGGAAAUGACACUCAUCCACAAUGAAUGCUAUAAAUUCCACCACUUUAGUUCUACAAGAACAGAUUUAGCUUCUUUAGUUCUACAAUAGCAGAGUUAGAGAUAGAGAGCAUGAGCUUGAUAAUGGAGGAGGAGCAUCCCAAAGGUGGAAGGAAGCCUAUUCUCUGUAGAGCCGCAAUAUGUAGGAAAGCAGGGGAGCCUUUGCAAAUAGAGGAGGUAGAGGUUGCUCCACCAAAACCAUGGGAAGUUCGGAUUAAGAUCAUUUGCACAUCACUGUGUUACAGUGAUAUAACCUUCUGGAAGAUGGAAGAACCACCUGCAAUUUUUCCAAGAAUAUUUGGACAUGAAGCUGUUGGGGUUGUGGAGAGUGUUGGGGAAAAUGUGAAGGAAGUGAAGGAAGGAGACACAGUGAUACCAACACUGUUAACAGAGUGCCAAGAAUGCAGUGACUGCAACUCAAAGAAGAGCAACAAAUGCUCCACCUUUCCUUUCAAUAUCUCACCAACAUUGCCCAGAGAUGGCACGACCUGCUUCAGAGACUCUAAAGGAGAGGUUUUAUACCAUUUCUUACAUGUCUCAAGUUUUAGUGAAUACACUGUGGUGGACAUUGCCAAUGUAACCAAGAUCGAUCCUUCCAUCCCUCCUAACAAAGCAUGCUUACUUGGUUGUGGGAUUUCAACUGGGGUUGGGGCAGCCUGGAAAACUGGAAAUGUGGAAAAAGGGACCAAUGUUGCCGUAUUUGGCUUAGGAGCUAUAGGCUUGGCGGUUGCAGAGGGAGCUAGACUUCGUGGAGCUACCAAAAUUAUUGGUGUGGAUUUGAAUCCAAACAAGUUUGAGAUUGGGAAGAAACUUGGUGUCACAGAUUUCAUUAACCCAUUAGACUGCGGGAACAAGCCUGUCCAUGAGGUGAUUGCAGAAAUGACAAAUGGGGGAGCUGACUACUGCUUUGAGUGUGUUGGUUCAGCCUCUCUGGUGCACGAAGCAUACGCGAGCUGCCGGAAGGGUUGGGGAAAGACAAUUGCGUUAGGUGGGGACAAGCCUACCUCUCAAUUAAGCUUCAAUUCAUAUGAGCUCCUUUGCAAUGGCAAAACCAUUAUGGGUUCUCUGUUUGGAGAUAUUAAACCCAAAACUGAUAUUCCAAUUCUCGUAAAAUCUUACUUGGACAAGGAGCUUCGAUUGGAUGACUUUGUUACACAUGAGCUGCAAUUUGAGGAAAUUAAUAAAGCUUUCGAUUUACUUAUCAAAGGGAAGAGCAUUCGUUGUGUAAUUUGGAUGGACAAGCAUAUCCCUCCUCCCAUGUAAUGAGAGAAAUGAUAGUUUGCCAUAUUAAAAAACACAAUAUAUGAUUUGUGUUGAAAGUAAGUAGUAUUUCAUUGUUUCCACGUGGAAUAAGUGAGCAAAUAUCGUUUUGUAUUUUGAACAGUGCUCAAUGGAGUAGUUGUUUGUAGGUUGGUAGCUUGAUAACCUCUCAAUUCCAUUAGUGAUUGGUUUGCGUUAA
This is a messenger RNA of Macadamia integrifolia, 1774 nucleotides long. RefSeq names its product alcohol dehydrogenase-like 7. NCBI's taxonomy places the organism in Eukaryota, Viridiplantae, Streptophyta, Magnoliopsida, Proteales, Proteaceae. The transcript has 10 exons. Bases 388 to 1578 code for a protein of 396 amino acids. Gene Ontology annotation, cellular component: cytosol. Gene Ontology annotation, molecular function: zinc ion binding; S-(hydroxymethyl)glutathione dehydrogenase [NAD(P)+] activity. The record is from RefSeq and is a predicted model, not a curated record. Gene Ontology annotation, biological process: formaldehyde catabolic process.